Arachis stenosperma is the source of this 1086-nucleotide messenger RNA. RefSeq lists its product as uncharacterized. Bases 167 to 841 code for a protein of 224 amino acids. Lineage: Eukaryota; Viridiplantae; Streptophyta; Magnoliopsida; Fabales; Fabaceae. The transcript has a single exon. The record is from RefSeq and is a predicted model, not a curated record. Gene Ontology annotation, molecular function: protein binding.
CAAACACGGCGGCUGCAGAUUAAAGUCUCCGAACACUGAAAUUGAAAUUCUUUCACAACAAAAAGCCACAAAUAAUCGACAUAAAUAAGUACCUAACUCCGAGGUCUCUGCCACCGGAAAAAUCCUCAGAUCCUCGCCGGAAGAGAGAAGUUCACCGUCAAAAUCAAUGGAAGACACUGAGCAGAAACAAAUGUUCCGCGACAUCGUGCUCCAAGUCGUCAUGGUCCUCUUCUUUGUAGUCACGUUCCUGGCCAUGCACGGCAUCCCUCAGAGGCUCCUCGCCUGGCUCCGCCUCCCAAGGGGACGCUCCGUCCGAGCCAAGCGCCACUUCGUCCGCAGCGCUCAGCUCCUCGCUGAAGCCCGAACCGCCAAGAAGAGCCGAUCCUCCAGCUCGAAUUCGCUCGCAAACGAAGCCCUAACCGAAGCAGAUCGAGCGAUCGCGCUCAAUCCAAGGGAUGCAGCUUCGUACCUACUCAAAGCAAUGAUCCUCGAUCUGCAAGGGUUCCGGACCUCGGCGCUCGAUGCAGUCGACGCGGCGCUGUCGCCGCUGGCAGCAAAGUCGCUCGCCGCGGAGGAGAGGGGUGACGCGCUGGUUAAGCGAGCGGAGCUGAAGUUGGCAGUGAGCGAGCGAGGCGAAGGCCGAGUUGACUCGGCGGUUGCCGAUUUGACCGAGUCGGUGAAGCUGAACCCGAAGAACGCGAGAGGAUGGUGUCUGUUAGGGCAAUGCUAUGAGGAGAAGGAAAUGGAGGACGAAGCGAAGAAGGCUUAUAAAGAGGCUCUUGAAUUGGAACCGAAGCUUAGUGUGGCUGAGGAAGCGCUCAAGAGGUUGAGUUCUUCAUAGGUGUUUGAAAUUGGUGUCUUAAUUACGAAUUUGAAUUUUCAGAUUUUAGACAACUUCAUAAUUUCAUUUGUAUGCUGUAGUUUGGUUCUUAAUUAUGUACGAAAAUGGUGCUUAAUAGUAUCACAUGUGCACUAAUCAUUGGAUGUUAUGUGCGAAAAUAAAACGCUGGUUGAUGUAUUGAACUGAAAAAUCUGUAAGAGGGUUUGCAGAAUAUAGAGAUCUGAAAUUGACGGAGUUCUCCAUUU